GAGAUGAUAACAAUACAAAUUUGUUAAACAUUGAGGCCCAUUGCGAAGCGGGGCUAAAACCAGCUAGUUUAACUUAUAACUAAAAAAGAAUAAAUGAAAUGUAACAACAGAAAAAAUAUUAAAUUAAUGGUCAAUAAUAAUAUCCAUUGGGUUUAUCAUAUACUUCACAAAUCAAAUCCAGAUUCCAGAAUGAGCUAGUAUAAAAACACAGUUAUCUUCAGAAAUUGAUCUGAUCUGAUCGAUUAUCAUCAACCUCUUGACCAAUUUCACGUAUCGUUUGUAUCUAUAAUAAUCCGAAGUUUCCCUUGGAAGAAAACAUUCGAAUCGAUCAAUGGAUUUCUCGGAAUUGUGGGCAAUAUUCGGCCCCGGCGUCGCCGGCGCCGUCUUUGGAGCCGGUUGGUGGUUUUGGGUGGACGCCGUCGUGUGCAGCUCCGUUCAAGUCUCGUUUCUUCACUACCUCCCUGGAAUAUUUGCAUCUUUGGCUGCUUUGAUGUUUAAUUGUGUUAGAAGAGAUGAUAUUGAUUAUUCUCCUUAUGAAGAAGGCGAAUGGAGGUUGAAACUUUGGCUUUUUCUAGCGUAUGUUGUAUCGUUCGUCUCAUUGGCCGCAUCAGUAGGGUUGUUGAUACAAGAUGCACUUGUGCCUGAAGGCCCUUCAGCUUGGACAGGAACUGCUGGUGUUUUGCAGUGUGUGCUUGUGUUAAUCAGUGGACUUGUUUAUUGGACAUCUCAUUCCGAACAAUAGUCAAGUCUUCAUUUCAUUUCAAGGUGUGAUCAUUUGUGGGUUGUUAUAUUAUGUUUGUACAUGUCUGUUGAUGAUAGUGAGACAACCUUUGACCUUGUUAAGGUAAAAGUGAUUGACCGAAUUAUAUUUGCAACUCUUGUUUUCUUCUGUGUGCUUUAUCACCCUUUUGUUUUGUAUUGAAAGGAUAAAACAUAAUGUACAGAAUCUUAAUAUUA
This is a messenger RNA of Helianthus annuus (common sunflower), 957 nucleotides long. RefSeq names its product transmembrane protein 50 homolog. Bases 332 to 742 code for a protein of 136 amino acids. The transcript has 4 exons. NCBI's taxonomy places the organism in Eukaryota, Viridiplantae, Streptophyta, Magnoliopsida, Asterales, Asteraceae. The record is from RefSeq and is a predicted model, not a curated record. Gene Ontology annotation, biological process: late endosome to vacuole transport via multivesicular body sorting pathway; protein targeting to vacuole.